UGCACGCCGCCCCGCUCCGGCCGCUCCGCCCGCGGGGCUCGUCGCCGCGCAUGGGGCCGCGGGGCUGGCUGAGGACCGUGUGCUGCUGCUGCCCGUGCAGGUGCCUGGAGGAGCCCGGCGCGCCCGAGAAGGAGCCCCUGGUCCGUGAUGGCAAUCCAUAUUCUUCGUUUGGAGCAACUCUGGCGAGAGAUGAUGAAAAGAAUUUGUGGAGCAUGCCCCACGAUGCGUCCCACACAGAGGCAGACGAUGACAGGAUCCUGUACAAUUUGAUAGUCGUUCGAAAUCAGCAGGCCAAAGACUCAGAGGAGUGGCAAAAGCUCAACUAUGAUAUCUACACCCUGCGACAGAUUCGAAGGGAAGUGAGAAAUAGAUGGAAACGCAUUUUAGAAGAUUUAGGUUUUCAAAAGGAAGCAGAUUCUUUGUUGUCAGUGACAAAACUCAGCACCAUCAGUGAUUCUAAAAACACAAGGAAAGCUCGGGAGAUAUUGUUAAAACUGGCCGAAGAAACCAAUAUUUUUCCAACAAGCUGGGAGCUCUCGGAGAGAUACCUCUUUGUUGUGGACCGUCUCAUUGCUCUUGACGCAGCAGAAGAGUUCUUUAAAAUUGCCAGUCGAACUUAUCCCAAGAAGCCUGGAAUCCCAUGCCUGGUAGAUGGCCAGAAAGAACUGCACUACCUUCCACUUCCAAGUCCCUAAAGGAGAGUCCAGGGGGCAGAAUUGGGAUCCCCCCAUUGGCACUCAGCAGCCAACCCAAGUUGGACAAAUGCAUAUGGAAGACAGUAAGCAAGUGGAGGCCUAGCUAAGUGAAAAAGGAGUCUAAAUCCUAUAAAAAAAAAAAAGAGGGGUUUGGAUAUUUGGUCUUCAAGGGGAUGUUACUGUAAGAAAUACUCGGGUUGCAGUGAAACACCCUGGUGAUCUUGUAUCAGGGAGCUGGUCACUGGGAUCUUUCCUACUGGGCGAUUAGAUUUCAAGAACCCACGGUCCCCAUUUUGGUUUCGAUUAUACAAUAAGCCUAUUGGGAGAAUGGGUUGUUCUAGUUAAACAAACAAUAAGGUCGACACAGCUAUCACUGAGCCCAAAUAUGGAUUACCGAAUUUUAAAUGAUUGUUCUAGGACGUAGGCUAAUCCCAAAAUAAUACCAGGCAUCCUGUGACCUUUCUUCGAUCUGGAAAAUCCUUCAGAACCUUGCAGGUGUCAGAGGCAUCAUCUCGAGUAUAAGUCAUGAGUAUUCAGAGGUUCAGAUGUCGCAGAUAAUAGAAAUAUCUAGCAGUGCUCCACAGAAGGGAGUUCCAGAUAGAUCGAUGGCAGACGGAACUCCCUGCAGCUACAUGUUAAAAGCUCUGUCUUCAGUGGUGGGACAGGCUCUCAAAUUCUCCACAUUAUCAAUACCUGGUUACCUCAUUUUUGCGUAUCGUCCAUUUCUUGGUAUGUUAUCUGGGAGAGCAUCUCCAAACUGCAAUGUUGGACCUCCACUUCCUUCUCUUCUCCUUAAUCUGCUUCUGGCCCAUCAGCCAAGAGUUGCACCUGCCCAGCGACCUGCAGCGCAGACUUGCAGCUCUGCGUGUGCGGGCAGCGUUGCGCAGAGAAGGUCAUUACUGGACUCUCUUCCAUUUGGAAGAGGAUUUUCAAGACGGAGCAAUGCUGCCAAUACAGUUCGCUUCUAGCCACAGACGGGGAAGUCCAGCCUCAGAAGUUAACUUGCCACUUGAGCAAGGAGCUUGCCAGGAAGUAAAUCAUGGUUCGUAUCAUUGAAAAGACUUCCAGGGCCUGGCAGGUGUGUAGGUAGAUUGCUGAGAACACCGGCAAUAUUUUUACUUCUACAGACUCUGCUCUUCUCUCUUCAGGUAAAAAGUAACUUGUGUUUAGUUUGUCCAGGGGACUGUGACUUGAAAAUUGCUGGCCAGCUCUUUUGGUAGUGUACACAAUGUUUGAAAUAUUUGUUAGGGGAGAAAUGUGUUCUCCAUGUAUUAAUGCAUUGCAGACCAAUUUAACUGACCUUUUUCAGGAAAAUUCUUUCUAGUAUAGUAAGGAAGCUGAAAGUUUUAUUUUUUAUAUUUAAUGCUUAACCUCCCUCUCAUAUUGUUAAAAAUUAGCCUGCAGGUAAUUCCCCUCACUUCUGUGGGCUCUUGGGAGAUACCCGUACGAAGAGUGAAACAAGUAAACAAAAACAAAAACAGGCAAAAAAUAAACAACAGAUCUUUGAAAAUCG
This is a messenger RNA of Canis lupus familiaris (dog), 2208 nucleotides long. It is a transcript of the gene MREG, whose product is annotated as melanoregulin. NCBI's taxonomy places the organism in Eukaryota, Metazoa, Chordata, Mammalia, Carnivora, Canidae. The record is from RefSeq and is a predicted model, not a curated record. Gene Ontology annotation, biological process: melanosome transport; melanocyte differentiation. The transcript is spliced from 5 exons. Gene Ontology annotation, cellular component: melanosome. Bases 51 to 695 code for a protein of 214 amino acids.